ACUAGUUCCGGUGAAGAAAAAUUGUAUGUGUUUCACAACUUGACACAUAUUUUACAAAGAAUAUUGAAAAAUUCUUUAUGCUUUCUCACUUAACGUCAUCAUUAUGGGUGUACCAAAAUUCUAUAGAUGGGUUAGCGAAAGAUACCCGUGUCUCAGUGAAACCGUUAAGGAAUUCCAGAUUCCUGAAUUUGACAACUUGUAUUUGGACAUGAAUGGAAUCAUUCAUGUUUGUUCACAUCCAGAGGAUGACAACCCUCACUUCAGAAUCACAGAGGAGAAAAUCUUUAAAGAUAUCUUUCAUUACUUAGAGUUUUUGUUCCGAAUCAUUAAACCUAGGAAAGUAUUUUUCAUGGCGAUAGAUGGAGUGGCACCAAGAGCCAAAAUGAACCAACAGAGAGGAAGACGAUUUAGUAUAUGUAUUCUAUCUGUAACAGGUACAGAGUUCAUGGUAAAGCUACAGGAACAGCUGAAGUAUUUUGUCACCAGUAAAGUCUCCAGUGAUCCUUUGUGGCAUGGAGUGAAUGUGUAUUUCUCGGACAUGAGACUCCAGGAGAGGGGGAACACAAGGUUAUGGACUUCAUCAGAUGUCAGAAAUCUAAACCUGGCUACGACCCAAAUACCCGACACUAUGAUGCUAGGGUUGGCCACACAUGAGCCACAUUUCUCACUGUUGAGAGAAGAAGUCAGAUUUGGAGGAAAGAAAAACAAACAACCUGCCACCCCUGAGGAAACCACCUUUCAUCUUCUACAUCUCUCUUUGUUCAGGGAGUACCUGGAUUUUGAAUUCGGUAAACUGCCCUUUGGUUAUGACUUGGAGAAGAUCAUAGAUGACUGGAUUUUGAUGGGGUUCCUGGUGGGAAACGACUUUAUCCCCCAUCUCCCCCACCUCCACAUACAACAUGAUGCCCUCCCCACUCUCUGGAAAACCUACAUGACCAUCCUCCCAGAAUGUGGAGGGUACAUGAAUGAAGGUGGCCAUUUGAACCUUGAGAGAUUUGAGAAGUUUAUGAAUGAACUAGCAAAGUAUGACGUGGAUAAAUUCAGUGAAGUAUUCACUGACCUGAAAUGGUUUGAAGGAAAGAAGCUGGAAAAGUCAGAAAAAGAGCCACAGGUGGAACAAACUAGAAAGAAUAAGAAAGAGAGUACAAACCAGUUUUUGUUAUUAGAAUCUCUUGAUAAUGACGCAGAGGAGACUUUUCCCAACCAAGCACAAAGAUCGAGGACGACUGAGGAGAAGGAGGAGGACCUUGAGGAGGAAGAUGAGGACAGUGACACGUUUGACGAGGAGUUCCGCCUCCACAAACGUAACUACUACAUGACCAAGCUAGAGUACGAGAAUGUGGACAAGGAAGUCCUCAGGGAUCAGAGUGAGCAGUACGUCAGGGGCAUACAGUGGAUCCUGCUCUACUACUUUGAGGGGGUCCCCUCCUGGAGCUGGUUUUAUCCACAUCACUAUGCACCCUACAUCAGUGAUGUAAAAGACUUUAAGGACUUGAAGAUAGAAUUUGAUAUGGCCAAACCAUUCCUACCAUUCCAGCAGUUGAUGGCCGUGUUACCAGCUGCCAGUAAAGAACUGCUACCUGAGUCAUAUCAGAAACUGAUGACUAAUGAUACGUCCCCUAUUAUCGACUUUUAUCCAGUGGAUUUCCAGACGGAUUUGAAUGGUAAACAACAGGAGUGGGAGGCAGUCGUCCUGAUUCCGUUCAUUGAGGAGAAAAGACUAAUAGAUGCCAUGAAGUCAGUGGAGCAUGAACUCACGCCUGCUGAGAAGAGGCGGAACAGUCACGGUCCAUGUCUCCUGUAUAACUAUACACCAGACGUGCUGGAACCAUACCCCUCCUCACUACCAGACGCUUUCCCUGAUAUCAUUAAUAACCAUGCCAGGUUGACUGAGCUGGGAGUUGAUGCCUUCCGGGUUGAUCCUGAGGAGAUGGUAAAGGGUCUGAUGCCAGACGUCAGACUGGACAUUUUCUUCCCAGGAUUCCCUACACUGAAACACAUACCCCAUAAGGCAUUUUUGAAGAAGGAGGGAGUGAAGGUUUUCCAGAUGAACAGCAGAAGUGAAAACAUGAUACUAGAGAUCCUGGAAGAUCCAGAUAGGCCAAAGGAUCUAGAAGCUGUUGCAAACACUCUGCUGGGGAACACAACCUUUGUUAGCUGGCCUCAUUUGUUUGAGGCAAAGGUUGUCCAGGUGUCUGAUGACACAGAAAGGUAUAUUCUUGUUGAGGCCCCACAGAAGGGAGGUAAGAGUCCCCGGACCAGAGAGAUUGUGAGGGAGUCCCAGAACAACACAGAGAGCAGUCUGUGGCACCGAGAGGUGGCCAGUAUCAAAGAAAGAUAUCAUGACAGAUUGGGUGUAAUGGUUGGUGAAACCUCCAUUUUAUUGAAAGUCUUGCCAAUGAAUGGCAGAACGUAUGUCUGUGGCUCCCAUGGUGUGAUAACACUAAAGAAACAGUUUGCUCAAAACCCUGUCCCCUUUGUUUAUCAGGCCACAGUAAAGGAUCUAUCUGUACAUGACCCCAGUUUCUGUCAGUUCCGGACCCUGUCAGAGAUGUUUCCUGUGGGGGAGGUGGCCUUUAUGUUGGGGUGGCCACACUAUGGCUGUCAGGGAGAGGUGUUGGAUGUAGAGGAGGGAGAGAGCCCCAGGGUCAGGAUCAAUGUCACCACCCUGGAGGAACCCAACCUUGCCAAAUUUAUCAAUACUGAGAGGUACAACGACCAGUAUUACACAUCAUUUCAAUCAGCCCAGUGGGUGGGAACCAGUUCGCACUUCCUGUCACGCAUCACCGGCUCCAUCUUCGUAAAACGGGGAUCACGAGAAGAGCCAGACGAUUCUAAAAUGGUGAACAUAGGGCUCAAUCUGAAAUUUACAAAGAAAAACGAGGAGGUGCCAGGCUAUACCAAGUUAACAAAUGAAGGGUGGUUAUACUCCCAGAAGGCUACAGACAUGGUUCUUGCGUACCUACAGAAAUUUCCUGACAUGUGGGACGUUCUAGCCAAUCUGGACAGAGAAAAGAAAGAUGUGGUCUAUGAGUCCGACAUCUUUAAAAACUUGAAAGAGAAUUUAGACAGUGUAGUUGAAUACAUAAAGGCCCAGCCCUGCUCUCAGAUCAAACCACAGAAAGUUGGAGCGGAUGUACUGGAUGAAGGGGUCAUCAAGGCCAUUGAGAAAGAAGUCACAACUGUCAAUGAGAGAAAUAAAAAGAAGACAAAUGUCAAGAAAGUCAAGAUGCAAGUUAAACCUUAUCUUCUGUACAAGCCUUUGAUCAUUCAAGGUGGCGUGUUACCAGAUCCUACAGUACAUUACGAGAUGUUUGACCGCGUGGUCAACAUAAGGACUGGUUACUCUGUCCCGUUUGGCCUGAGGGGGACUGUUGUGGGAAUACAGAAGGGGGAGAAGGAUUCAGACACAAUGUAUGAUGUCAUCUUUGAUGAGGAAUUCCCUGGUGGAAUAGUUAUCAGGGGUUCAACGGAGAGAGGUUAUAGACUACAGUCAGCAGGAAUGAUCAAUAUCACUCACGGAGCUCGCAAGAAUGGUGCUGCUAAAGAGCUCAAGUCAAAAACAAACCAACAAAGUGUACGACUGUCUCAGAAUAGCAAUUAUAAUAGUACCCCUUACCAACAGAAACUCUACAGUCAGGGAAACCAGAACAGGACAUAUAACUCAUACGCUGAUGCAUCAAGAGGAGGUCAAGGGUCAUAUAGUGACCUGAUGAAUAGGAAUGACAACAGAAGUUAUAAUGAUCAGGGGUAUGAGAAUGAUUGGGGCUAUAAUGAUUAUGGAAGAGGACAGAGGGGUUCCAAUAGACAGGGUAACUACAGGGGUAGGGGGUUCUCUGGAGAUUACCAGGCUAACAUUGAUUAUAGUGGAUACAGUGAUGGACAGUAUUACUCAGAGACUUUUCAAGGAAGAGGGGGGUUUAACAGCGGUGGUGGAAGAGGAGGCAGGAAUCAAGCUGGAAACAGGGACUCCAGGCAGCUGCAGAAAGAGGAGAACAGAAGGGAGAAUCAAAUCAAGUCCCAGCAAAAUAAAACUCACAACAAGGAACCCUCAGUCAACAGUGACAUGUAUCUACGGCAACAGAGUUUUGAUGGCAGUGAUUCUACUCAGCCUACGUUUGUGACUCCUAAAGUAGCUCAGCAGGCCCGAAAGGAGGGCAGUGCUAGAAAGAGUUUACCAGAGGGACAGAGUGAGUUUGCCAACAUGUGGAAGCAGCUUCAGUCCUCCAGUAAACCCAGCCCUGACAAGAAGACAGAGCCCGAUCCCCCCUCACUACACCAGGCGGCUGCAGCCCUAGACAAGGUCCAGAGUCUCCAGAGAGCUGAGGGUGAGACCGACAAAAAACCUCACAACCUGACACUGGAGAAGCUGUUUAUCCAGGCCAAGUCUGCACAGGAGUCUCAGCAGUCUGCAGAGAAGGAAAAAUCUCCAAACUCUUCAGACAUGGGAGUAGAGGAAACUGCGGCAGCUCUAAAGCAAAUGCUGAAAAUAGGAACAGAUCCAGGAAGUAUGGAAGUUAAUUCACCAACAAAGUCUGAUAAGAGUUAUGGGAGACAGCUUUCAGUUCAGGAACUGUUUGAUGGAGCCAAGCAGCUUCCUCCAACCACUCAGCUAGCCCCUGGUCAGUCGGCCCCAGGUAAGUCUGGCCCAGGUCAUUCGGGCCCUGAUCAGUCGGCCCCUGGUCAUUCUGGUCCAGGUGGUGAAAGCCAAAGACCAAGAUCACAGAAAGAGAGCCAGCAACAGAACCAAAGAAACCAGCCAGCCCACCAGCACCAGGGGAACCGCAGGAACCCGGUGAUGGAUUUAGCUGGGUGGUGCAGGUCUUUGGGAAAACCAGAACCUAGAUAUGAUUUUGUAGGACAGCCAGGUGCCUAUAGCUGUAUUGUCUCACUGCCUGAUGGUGCUAGAUUUCAAGGAUCUCAAAUGAAGUCUCAACAGGAGGCCAUCGAAAAUGCAGCAGCCAUUACCAUGCUUCAGAUUACUCAAGCAAACUCUAUGAUGAGACAGUUAGCCUCACCAAAUUCAGCAUUUAAACCAGUGCCACAGAUGUUACAAUAUCACAAUAGGAAUAUGGCCCCAGGCAUGAGGCCACCCAGGCAAUAUGGCCCUCCCCAUCAGCGUUAUUAUGGACCUCCCCAGCAGGGAAACUUCAGGCAGCAAUCAGCCAAUUAUCAUAGUCAUUACAACCAGAAUCAACAUGGGCCGAGGAAGCCUCAAUCAGCCAAUCAGAAUGCUCGACGUGGAGAUCAAAUACCAAACUCGGCGGAAUUCAAGUCUGACUUAGACCCUCACAGCAACCCUUUUGUACCACUACAGGUGACAAGACAACAGAAAACUCCCAGUAAGCAAAAAGAUUCCUCAGAAUCUGUUAGGGAGUCUAGUGAAAGGACUGUAGCAGAAAAAAAAGUCGCAAAAGAAGAACCAAGUUCAGCUACCAGUGAUAGGAAAGCUCCUAAUCAGACUGUGAUAAAAUCAGAAGCCAAAUCUACAUCUAAGGAAGCUCAGAACACGAAAAAACAGGAAAAAACGCCACAGAAAAGGCAAGGGGAACAACCCAAGAGAAGACCACGAAUGGCAGCAAACCUGAACUUUGGUGCUUCAUAGAGAAGCUGUUUAAAUGUUUUUAUUUUUA
Messenger RNA from Saccostrea cuccullata (small rock oyster), 5633 nucleotides. RefSeq names its product 5'-3' exoribonuclease 1-like. Gene Ontology annotation, molecular function: 5'-3' exonuclease activity; nucleic acid binding. Bases 104 to 5605 code for a protein of 1833 amino acids. NCBI's taxonomy places the organism in Eukaryota, Metazoa, Mollusca, Bivalvia, Ostreida, Ostreidae. The record is from RefSeq and is a predicted model, not a curated record. Gene Ontology annotation, biological process: nuclear-transcribed mRNA catabolic process. The transcript has 36 exons.